Messenger RNA from Acaulospora morrowiae, 357 nucleotides. Lineage: Eukaryota; Fungi; Glomeromycota; Glomeromycetes; Diversisporales; Acaulosporaceae. The record is from the annotation of a GenBank genome assembly.
AUGCUAGAGUAUCAACGCAAAAUUUUAGAAGAACUUUUCGCCGAAGACGGUUUAUUAUUAAUGAGUCGCGGUCUAGGUUUAAGGCGCAUUAUUUGCUCAAUUCUUAAAACGUAUUCUCAGGAAGCUCAUCUGGUAAUCUUGUUGAACUCUCCAGCAAGUGAGGAGAUCAGUAUCAAAGAAGAACUUGCAAAAAUGGGUGUUCAAAAGCCUGGGUUACGGAUUGUGAAUAAUGAGAUGGGUACUAAAGAGAGAUCCGAAUUAUACCUCUCUGGUGGUAUCAUAUCGAUUACUUCACGAAUUCUUAUAGUCGAUCUGUUAACAAAAAGAAUUCCUCCUAGUAUAAUUACUGGAAUACUG